Linum tenue is the source of this 813-nucleotide messenger RNA. The record is from the annotation of a GenBank genome assembly. NCBI's taxonomy places the organism in Eukaryota, Viridiplantae, Streptophyta, Magnoliopsida, Malpighiales, Linaceae.
AUGGCUGCCGAUCUUGCUGAUGCGGAGGCGACCGAGGUUGAUUACAAAGAAGCGGAGGAGGCGACUGUAAAGCUCCUGCGCCCCUCGCUCCCUGCUAAGCUUCCUCUUGAAUCGGCGACAGCCCCUCCCUUUGUUUGUUUCCUCUCCUCCUUUGUAGCACCAUCACAGCUUGCUCAUCGUUUUGGUUGGUUGGAUAGCGAUCUUGGCGCGGACUUGGCUUCAAGAACCAUCGCUGCGAAGAUGAAGUUGAAGCUGGUGGUGGACAAGAAGAGGAACAAGGUGAUCUUCGCGGAGGCCCAAAAGGACUUCGUCGACCUGCUGAUCUACAUCCUCUCCCUCCCUCUAAGCGCCGUGGUGAAGUACUUGGACGCUGCAGGCCCAAGCAGCCUCGUGAAGCUGCACAGCAGCGUCGAGUCGAUGAGGGAGGCAGGGGCUCGUAGAAAGCUCUACAAUUGCAAGAACGGUCACAGGCAUGUAGUGGACAGGGUACACGAAAGCAAUUGGUGCGACUACUGUAACGAGGGUAUGGGCGAGGAAGUGGUGUUGGUUGAACGAGAAAUGGAGGCUGACUACGUGAAGGAGAUGGUCUCGUACAUGGUCGCAGACGAUCUCACGGUGUCGCCGCUGGAUUACAACUCUGUCUUCGCUGCCAUGGACGGCUUCGACCGAGCUGACGUGGUGGAGAAGGAGGUCCAAAUUGGGUCUGACGAGCAGGCUCUCGCAUUGCUGAAUGCUGCCUUGCAUUCCAAGGAACCUCUCACUAGCGUUUUCCUGAAAACUGAAGCAGCACCUACCCCCUCCCGUGAAAAGUGA